UAGAUAUGAUAACCACAGAAGUCAUUCAAUGAGGUGCAGUGACGAGGGACAACGGCAAUAUGGAGACGAAAAUGAAAAGGAUAAACUUGGAUGACAUCCUGAGGGACGAACUGGGCCAGUUCGGGAUGUUCCAGCUGCGCACCUUGCUGCUGGCGCUGGUGAUAGUGAUCUUCAUGUCGUGGGGGGCCAACGAGUACGUCUUCACUACUGCCAGGAUUAAUACCAGAUGCCACAUCCCGGAAUGCGACGGAGAAAACCCUGAGUUUGCUCCCUCUUGGAUCUUGAACGCUGUUCCAGCCUCGGGGUCUUCCUUCGCCGGCUGUGAGCGGUUUGACGGGCUUUCUAAUGUCACGAAUCACGCUACUUGCCCUGCCGAACUGUUCAACAGAACUAGCAGAGUCGAUUGCGAAGAACGGCUUUAUGAGAAUACGCUGUCUGUGGUAUACGAUUAUGACUUGGGCUGUGAAGAGUGGCGUCGGACCAUAAUCGGCUCGAUCAGAACUUUUGGCACCCUGACUGCUCUCCCCAUCACUGGCUUCAUCUCCGACCGUUUCGGCCGCCGCAUAGCCCUGGUCUUCAACGCCCUGAACACCGCCUGGUUAGGAGCCGUCCGCUACUUCGCCGACACGUACGCUGGGUUCAUCAUCUCGGAGUUCGCUGAGGCUACCUUCGGUUCUGGUGGAUUUUCCUGCGCCUAUGUUAUAGUAACGGAGGUGGUAGGACCAAAGUACCGCGUGGCGGCGGGCGCGUCCAUGAAUAUGUUCUUCUCCGUGGGGCAGAUCACCAUGGGGCUGAUCGCGUGGGGCGUGCCCGAGUGGAAGAACCUCACCCUCACUCUCUACGUCCCUCAGCUGAUCAGCAUCGUCUACCUGUGGAUCAUCUCCGAGUCUGUACGCUGGUAUUUGAGCAAAGGUCGCUACGAAGAAGCAGAAAAAGUACUGAAGAAAAUAGCUCAUGUCAACAAACGACAACUUUCUGAGAAAUCACUGGCCUUACUGAGAGCGACUGCUGAAGAAGAGAAGGAGAAUGCGCUCAAGGAGAAAGCGGAGAAAGCUAGUGAGCCCUGGCUGGUGGUGCAAGUGUUCAGAAACAAGAAGAUAUUGCUGCGGUGCGCGAUAUCACCCGUCUGGUGGAUCUCGAACCUGUUCAUCUAUUACGGAAUGUCGAUCAACUCGGUGAACAUGUCUGGGAACCGUUACCACAACUACAUGGCUGUGUCGUCGGCGCAGAUCCCUGGGUAUUGGGCGGCCGUGCUGCUGCUAGACCGCUUGGGAAGGAGGCCGGUGUUGAUUAUGGCGUUCUGGAUCGGCGCCGCUUGCCAAAUCGCGUAUAUCUUCAUGCCUGAAGACUUGCCUGGGGCUGCCUGGACAGUGUACCUGAUAGGCACCUUCAGCAGCGCCAUGACGAUGACUGCGGUGUACGUGUACACCCUGGAACUGUACCCCACGAAGUACAGACAUUCCCUGUUCGCCUUCUCCUCGAUGAUUGGUCGCGUGGGGUCUAUACUGGCUCCGCUUACACCAGCUCUCGGUGAUCUUGUGUGGGACAAGUUGCCAUUUGCAUUAUUUGGCACCCUCGGUCUGAUAUCAGGGGCGCUCAUCUUCCUGACGCCGGAGACCCUGGGGUCCGCUCUGCCGGACACCUUCGAGCAGGCGGCGGACCUUGGUAACCAGAACAAGAAGCAUGUCGAAAUUUAGCGGCACAUCCCUAGUAGGGGUUCAUUGACCCCCUUGUGAUGUGUUAGUUAUUUUGAGCUUGAACUUAUGCGGGUGAGGGAUUUUUGCCACUUAAAGAAACGUAACGUUGUGGAACGUUAUAAAGUGUAUGUCUUUGGCCGGAACUCGAAGUAAAUGAUGCGCCUGUGAUAAUGACAAUGCAAAUUUUAUGAUAAGUGAAAUUAUUUUAGUUAGGUCUGUAAAGUGCGAGGUGCGUACCUAGAAUACUAUCUAUGUACCGAUACCUGAUCUAUGUACAGUAAACCGCAUAUCAAGUUACCUUACAUGGAACUCUAUGACGAGGUAAUAUAGGCAUUUGCAGUGAAUUUUGGCAGGUUGAUAUGCUGUUGACUGUACGCCUAUAUAACUGUAAGACUAUGAACGAUGCAGUUUCAUAGGAAAAAUGGUAGUCCGAAGUGUGGGGUAGGCAGUGAAUAUAGCAAUUGUGUUGAUCGACAACAGUUUUUCUAAUAGUGUAUUUAGAUUAUUUAUUUAAAUAUUCUCAAUUCUUGUACAAUUAAUGAUACAUAGUAAAGUAUGCAGCAGCUGUUAAUUAUUUGCAUAUUUUAUGUACAAAGUAUAUAAAUAAAAUAAUGCGGUCUUUUGUAUAAUUAGCUGGAUAAAGAGGUAAGAUAAUAUGAUAAUACAUUUUAUUGUUAAACCUGAACACAUAUUUGUCUCGGUGACGUUUAAUUGACCCUUUUGAAAGUACUUUCUGCGUUUGUUGUUUGUAAUAAAGUAUCCUAUUUUGUUU
Amyelois transitella is the source of this 2469-nucleotide messenger RNA. RefSeq names its product organic cation transporter protein-like. The record is from RefSeq and is a predicted model, not a curated record. The coding region runs from base 60 to 1697 and encodes 545 amino acids. NCBI's taxonomy places the organism in Eukaryota, Metazoa, Arthropoda, Insecta, Lepidoptera, Pyralidae. The transcript has 7 exons. Gene Ontology annotation, biological process: transmembrane transport. Gene Ontology annotation, molecular function: transmembrane transporter activity. Gene Ontology annotation, cellular component: membrane.